AUGUUAAGUCUCGCGCGGUACCUGCUGCGAUUUGACCGGCAGGGUUCGACGGACGGAAGGGCUGGUGGCGAUGGCGAUCGCGGACUGCCACAACCCCUCGCCAGCGACUCCUCUGACAUUCCGACUGUCACUGGCGCCGGCGUCCACAAUGUGCUACGCGAAGCACCUAUGCUGCUGACCGAAUUAAUUUGUAGUGGGACAGACUUGCGCAGAAUCUACUGCACUCCCUCCUCCCUCACUCACUAA
This is a messenger RNA of Spirometra erinaceieuropaei, 246 nucleotides long. NCBI's taxonomy places the organism in Eukaryota, Metazoa, Platyhelminthes, Cestoda, Diphyllobothriidea, Diphyllobothriidae. The record is from the annotation of a GenBank genome assembly.